Epinephelus fuscoguttatus (brown-marbled grouper) is the source of this 4321-nucleotide messenger RNA. Its product is annotated as CD109 antigen-like. Gene Ontology annotation, molecular function: endopeptidase inhibitor activity. The record is from RefSeq and is a predicted model, not a curated record. The transcript has 32 exons. Gene Ontology annotation, cellular component: extracellular region. Lineage: Eukaryota; Metazoa; Chordata; Actinopteri; Perciformes; Serranidae. The coding region runs from base 1 to 4149 and encodes 1382 amino acids.
AUGGAUGGGAUCUGGACUUUCGUUGUGUGUGUGGGAGUUUUGUGUUCUGCUGUGCCUGGUUUGACUCAGGACUCAUCCAGGACAUUGUUUCUGAUCUCAAAUCCAGAGGUGUUGUAUGCUGGGACACCUACUUCCCUGGCUGUCACCGUCCUCGCUGACUUCCCUGGCAGGGUGAUGGCUGAGCUGACACAUGGCGACACCAAAGUAUCCCAGACAGAGGAGUUCCAAGGAGGUGUGACCAGGGUCCUCAUACUUCCUCCUCUCCAGAUUCUCAGCUCUACGACCCAGAAUUCCCUCAUAAACUUGACGGUGAGGGGCUACAGGGGGGAUGAUGUCAUUUUCACUAACACCACCACUCUCAGCUUCAGCCCCAGGAACGUCUCCCCCUUCAUUCAAACGGACAGAUCACGCUACCAUCCAGGCGAUACUGUCAAAGUCAGAGUUGUGUCUGUUCAGUUGGAUAACCAUCCAUACAAAGGCAGAGUGGAAAUCUCUAUACGGGAUCCCAGUGGGGACGUUGUGGACAGGUGGGAGUCCACAGGGAAUCUGGGGAUUGUGUUGCGGGAAUUCAUCUUGUCCCUGACACCGCCUCUUGGGAUGUGGGCGAUCACAACCACAGUGAAUGACGCAACUGAUGAGAGAGAAUUCAUUGUGGAGGAUUACGAGCAUCCUCACUUUGAAGUGUUGUUGAAGACACCCUCUCAGGUUCUCAUUGGUGAUGACAUCUCAGGAUCAGUGAGAGCGCUUUACCCCAGUGGACAGCCUGUACAGGGAACACUAGCUGUCACUCUGGCGUCUGUUGUGCAUGAUGAAGCCACUCCAUUCACGCUAACACAAACUAAAGAGAUCUACGGGUCAACACAGUUUUACUUCAGCGAAAACCAGCUUCAAGGAAUCAGCAGCCGUGUGCAUGUUGCUGCCUGCGUUACUGACAGCUCCACAGGAUUUAAAGUGAACAAAACAGUGGAAGUCCACCUCAUGGCGAGCACAUACCAGCUAGUGUUCAAAGACUUUCCACCUACACUAAAGCCAACUUUAGACUUCUCUGCAAAACUAAGGAUCCUCAGAUAUGACGGAAAGCCACUGAGCCAGCAGGAUCUAAUGAACUCUGCUGUGAUUGAAGUCACUCAGAGAACAUCCACGAUGAAUGCUGACUCCACAACACUUACACUUCCAGUGCCUGAGGACGGGAACGUCCACAUUAAGUUUAGAUUACCGGAUCAAGUGCGGAUGCUUUUUAUUCGGGCAAGAUUCCAAACCACUGAGGAGACUCUGACUGUCUACAACAACCACUCCUCUCCUAGUGGCUCGUAUAUUCAGAUCUCCCCAAUUGACACCUUACCUGCACAGAUUGGAUUGCCGCUUCAGCUCGAUGUGAGGAGCACCUUUCAAACAACUAAUCUUCACUUUGUGGUGAGCUCUAGAGGUCAGGUGGUGGCUGCUGGGACACAGAAUUCCUCCUCUUUCUCUCUGACACCAACAGUGUCCUGGUCUCCUGAGGCAUGUGUCACUGUCUACUGCAUCCUUUCUGACGCAGAGGUCACCAGCGACACGGCGCACAUACCCAUCGACCAACACAACCAUGUAUCUCUUAGCUGGAGCACUGACAAAGCCCAGCCAGGUGAGCCGGUAACGCUCACCGUGACUGCUCCUGAAGCGAGAUUCCAGGUAGGAAUCGCUGUAAUGGGGGCUCAUGAUGACGCUCCACAGGCUGACCUCGACUUAAAAGAGGAGCAGGGAUGUAAUAUUAGGAUGCUGACCAAUACCAGAUUAUAUAAAGGAGAGCAGCCUGAUGGACCUAACAAUGAAGGAGAUGUUCUAAUGGUAGAAAGGUACUGGAGCCACUGGAUGGGUGCCUAUGAGUCCCUACUGUGGUUAGACACUUAUGUUAGUGAUAAUACAUGGACGAGUGGAGAAAUAACGGUGCCAGAUGGUGUUACCUCUUUGAAAGCUGCUGCACUGGUCAUGUCAGACAAUCUGGGUUUGGGUUUCACUCCUGUGCCCCACAAGUUGACCGUGUCCAAAGAUUUCUCCUUGUCUCUUGAUGUUCCAUCAUACCUCAUCAGAGGGGAGGAGAUUGUCUUGGAGGUGAAGGUCAUCAACCAUUUAGAGCACAACAUAGAGGUCAUUCUGCUGCUGGCGCAGAGUGAGGCCUUCGAGUUUGUUUUGGCAGACAAAGGGGAUGUCUCGGUGGUAAAUGCCCAAAAACUCACCUUAGGGAGUCAUGCCUCUGCGUCAGCGCUGUUCCCUAUAAGGCCCAUGGAUCUGGGCGAGAUGGAAAUAUCUGUAGAUGCCGUAUCUGCAGAGGCCUCCGACAGCCUUAUUUGGAAAGUGCUUGUGAAGCCUGAGGGAGUUGAGCAGUCUUUCUCGGAGUCUCUGUUCCUGGAGAUGGCACUAGUGAAACACAACAGUUCCAGAUCCAUCUCCUUCUCCUUUCCACCAGAUGUGGUGCCGGGCAGCCAGAGAGCCCAUGUGGCAUUGGUUGGCGAUAUCUUGGCCAUCCGCAACUUGGAUUCGCUGGUUCAGAUGCCUCUUGGUUGUGGGGAGCAGAACAUGAUCCACUUUGCUCCAAGUAUUUAUGUUCUCCAGUACCUGGACAAGUCAGUCCAGGACAACAAAGAGAUCAGGAGCAGGGCUUUGGGCUACAUGAUGGAAGGUUAUCAGAGACAAUUGUCCUACCAACGAGAAGAUGGUUCAUUCAGUGCUUUUGGAGCAAGCGACACCUCUGGUAGCAUAUGGUUGACAGCCUUUGUGCUGAGGUGCUUCCUUCAGGCUCAGUCCUACAUGCAGGUGGACCAGAGUGUCUUAACCAGGGCCAUGACUUGGCUUUUGAAACACCAGGGGCCCCAGGGAGCGUUUAUUGAGGUGGGCAAGUUGAUCCACACGGAGAUGCAGGGAGGACUGGAUGAUGGUUCAGUGGGACUCACUGCCUACGUACUGAUGGCACUGCUGGAGGAUGAGACCUACGUGGACAUGUACUCAGGCAACGUGUCCCUGGCCCAGAAGUACCUGGAGGACAGAGUGUCCACUGGAGUGGUCAGUAACUACAGCCUGUGUCUGGUAGCCUAUGCUUUAGCUCUGGCCAAUAGUCCUGUGGCUGACACUGCCCUGGAUCAGCUCAGCAGGAGAGCGGACUACAGAGAUGGAGUCAUGCUGUGGAGAUCCUCAGCCGGCCUGGAGUCACAUGACUGGCAGCCGCGCUCGGUGCAGAUCGAGAUGACUUCUUACGUCCUGCUGGCUUUUUAUCGGCGUGGCCGCUUGGUGGCAGGCAUUGCACUCUUGAAAUGGUUAAGCAAUCAGAGAAACCAUCUAGGAGGCUACGGGACAACACAGGACACAAUAGUUGCCCUUCAGGCUCUGGCUUGUUACGCUGCCUUCAGUGGUGCCAACGCCAUCGACCUAAGGCUCAGACUAUCUGACCAAGCGUCUUCAUUUGUGUCUCUUUUCCACAUCAACUCCAGCAACUAUCUGACAUAUCAGACCCGUGAGAUUAAUGCUGACAGAGAGGUAAACCUAAAUAUAUACAUGGAAGGAAGAGGAUUUGCAAUAUUCCAGAUGAAUAUCUUUUACAACCUGGAGAGCAGAGCUUUUUCACAGAACCUCCAGCACGGCAAUGAUGAGGAGGCUUUCUCAUUAGAUGUACACAUGGAAGAGGACCUUGAUCACAUGCUGUUAUCUAUAUGUAUGAGGUUAAAGAACAACCAGGUGAUAUCUCAGACGGGCAUGGUUAUGUUGGAUGUUGGCAUGCUCAGUGGUUGCAGUCUCUCACCUGGAGCUGCUGCCCCAAGAGAUCUUAUCAGAAAGGUGGAGAUACUUCCAGAGAAAGUCAGCCUCUACCUAAAUUCACUUAACAAGUCAGAGGUUUGCAUCAGACUACCAAUAAUCAGAGUUUACAAGGUGGCCCACGUACAGGACGCAGUGGUGCAGGUUUACGACUACUAUGAACCCACGAGAAAAGCAAAAAGGACAUACAACUCAGAUGUUCUGCACAACAUGAACUCCUGCUACUACUGUGGUACAAACUGUGAUCUCUGUAGGCCAGGAAUCACCAUCACAGUGUCCUCCCUGUCUGCUCACUCAAGAAGCAGUGCCACCCACAGCUUAAUUUGCCUAUUUCUGGGAGUCACUGCUUUUUUUAUUGUGGUCUAAUUAGAUUGAAUUAUAGCUAAGAAAUAAUUAGAUGUAAUGUUAAAUUUUAGCAUGUAUGCACAUUGAUAUGCACUGGAUGCAAUUCCAAAAGAUUUUUUAUACAAGUUCAUAUUUCAUGUCAAAUGAUUAUAAUAUUUAGAGGCAUGUUUGCAUGUGGCUCUUUCGCUCUGUG